AAAUGAAACGACCUCAGUCCUCAUCUUUUCUCUCUAUUUUAGAUGAAAAAAAUCCAUUCAGUCUUUACCUUUACCAAAAUGGCACAACUCUUUCUACUUCACUUGUUCUAAAUUUUUAAUCAAGCAUUCACUCAUCACUUCACUAGUGAAAGCUAGAUCCUUGGAAACACUAUGAGUGACUUAAGAGAGAUCAUACUUUCUUGGUCUCUUCAAGACAUUUUCAACGAAGAUCUUUACAAAGACAAGGUGAAAUUUAUUGAUCGAUCAUUCAAGUCUGUUGAUCAUUAUUUCGGCUCCUAUGUGUAUCCAUUGCUGGAAGAAACUCGAGCACAACUGUGUUCGAGUAUGGAAAUCUUACAAAGUUCGCCUUUUGCUAAAGUAAUUUCCCUUAAGGUGGCACCUAGUAGGAAUGAGAUGCUUUGCAAUGUUAGAACUGACAGCUGGAGAAACAGGUUUUCUGGUCAUGGAAAAGAGAUGUACAAAACAUUGAUUGGGGAUGUUUUUAUUUUGGCCGAUUUUAUGCCCGAAGCGGUCAACGAUUUACAAAGGGUGGGAAAGAUGUGGACUUUUGUAGUGUCAGCUGGGGUUGUAGAGGAGGAGAUGAAGGAUGAUAAUGCUGAACUUAUGUCUUCUUUCAAGAUUCUUCCAUCUAAAGAUAUUGACCUGGAUGAAGUUGAGCAAAAGUCUAGCUUUAUAAUAUUUUUGACAAAUAUAACCCCCAAUAGAAGAAUAUGGAAAGCCCUUCACAUGCAGCGAAAUUCAAAGUUAAUCAAGAAAAUUUCAUGUGCUGGUGAUGUGGUUGAGGAAAGUUGUGAUUACUGCCAUCUGCAGACUGAUGCUUUGAGGGAUGACCCAACAUAUCAAAGGUUAUCAUCUGAUUUAAAUGAGUCCCAGUACAAGGCAAUUUCUGCUUGCCUUUCUUCUGCUCAAUGCAAUCAUCAGUCCACUGUGGAUCUUAUUUGGGGUCCCCCGGGAACCGGCAAAACCAAAACUCUGGGCACACUGCUUUUUGCCCUACUGAAGAUGAACUAUAGGACUCUUGUUUGUGCCCCAACUAAUGUUGCCAUUAAAGAAGUCGCAUCACGUGUCUUAAGCAUUGUGAGAUCAUCCGUUGAUGGAAAUUCUGAUGAUUUGUUCUUUCCAUUAGGAGACCUUCUUUUAUUUGGGAAUCAUGAGCGGCUCAAAGUUGGGGAGGAUAUUGAAGACAUUUAUUUGGACCAUCGUGUCAAGCAGCUUUCAAUGUGCUUUAGACCUCCAACUGGCUGGAGAUAUUGUUUUGGUUCGAUGAUUGAUCUUCUUGAAAAUUGUGUUUCCCAUUAUCAUAUAUUCAUUGAGAAUGAGUUGAUAAAGAAACAAGAGCAAACUGAUGAUAGUGAUACUAAUGUGACAAAAGACGAUAACCCAUCAGAUUGUAGUGAGAGCAUGUGCAAAUCUUUUCUUGAGUUUAUGAGAGAAAGGUUUCUUGAAUUAGCAUCACCACUCAGAACCUGUAUUUCUAUCUUAUGUACCCAUAUAGCCAAAAGUUAUAUUAGGGAACAUAAUUUUGAAGGUAUGGUCUGCCUUAUUCAGUCCCUAGAUUGCUUUGAAACUUUGUUGCUCCAAACUAAUGUUGUUUGCGAAGUUUUGGAAGAACUAUUUUCUCCUCCCCAAAGCCAGCAUAGUUCUUUUGAGUCUUCUGAGGGUGCUGAGUACUUAUUGAACAAGAAGAGAACUGAAUGUCUGUCUUUUUUAAUAACCCUGAAGCGUUCACUUGGUGAUCUUAACUGGCCAGAGUUUAUGCCAUCAAAGUUGCACUUAUUUGAAGAAUCAAUAAGAGUGUUCUGUUUUCAAACAUCCUCUUUAAUAUUUGCCACUGCUUCUAGUUCCUUCAAGUUGCACUUUGUUUCCAUGGAACCACUGAAUGUUUUGGUGGUUGAUGAAGCUGCCCAGUUGAAGGAAUGUGAAUCAAUCAUACCUUUACUACUUCGUGACAUAGACCAUGCCAUUCUGGUUGGAGAUGAACGCCAGCUACCAGCUAUGGUGGAAAGUAAUGUUUCAUUUGAAGUUGGUUUUGGAAGAAGCUUAUUUGAAAGGCUAAACUCAUUGUCCUAUCCAAAUCACUUUCUCAAUAUACAAUACCGGAUGCAUCCAGCAAUAAGUUCCUUUCCAAAUUCACACUUCUAUUUAAACCAAAUUCUUGAUGCUCCAAAUGUUAUUAGAAAGAACUAUAGGAAGAAAUAUCUCCCAGCACCAAUGUUUGGUCCAUAUUCCUUUAUUAACAUAGUUGGUGGCAGAGAAGAGUUUGAUGAUGCUGGACGAAGUCGGAAAAAUAUGGUUGAAGUGGCAGUUGCCAUGAAAAUAAUUAGGAAGUGUUUCAAAGUGUGGGUUGACUCAAAAGAGAAGCUCGGUAUAGGUGUAGUUUCUCCGUAUGCUGCCCAAGUUGCCGCUAUUCAGGAUGUACUUGGACAAAAGUAUGAUAGGUAUGAUGGAUUUGAUGUAAAGGUGAAAACGAUUGAUGGCUUUCAGGGUGGAGAACAGGACAUUAUUAUUUUAUCGACUGUGAGAACUAAUGGCAGCGCGUCACUUAAGUUCAUCUCCAGUCACCAGAGGACUAAUGUUGCUCUUACAAGAGCUAGGCACAGCUUGUGGAUUUUGGGAAAUGAAAGGACCCUAGUAAGUCAAGAAAAUGUCUGGAAAGAUUUGGUCCUUGAUGCAAAAAAACGUCAAUGUUUCUUUAAUGCUGAUGAAGACAAUGAUUUGGCAAAAGGCAUUUGGGACGCCAAGAAAGAGUUGGAUCAACUUGAUGAUUUGCUUAAUACAGAUAGUGUCCUUUUCAGAAAUUCCGUGUGGAAGGUUCUUUUCAGUGACAACUUCCUUAAAUCAUUUAAAAAGCUGAGGUCAGAGAAGAAAAAGAAGUCAGUCAUUGGCCUGCUACUUAAACUUUCUAGUGGUUGGAGACCAAAAAGGAUCAAAGUGGAUUUACUUUGUGGACCUUCAUCACAGAUAUUAAAACAAUUCAAAGUUGAAGGUCUCUUUAUUGUUUGUUCAAAGGACAUAGUAAAAGAAGCAAGGUACACUCAAGUCUUGAGGAUAUGGGAUAUCCUGCCUCCAGAGGAUAUCCCUAAAAUAGUGAAGCGUCUUGACAACAUCUUUGCAAGCUACAGUGACGAUUAUAUAAGACGCUGCAGUGAGCAAUUUUUUGAGGGGAAAAUUGAGUCCCCCAUGAGUUGGGAAGGAUCAAUAGAUGUCCUCAAAUUUAAGAAUAUUGAUAAUCAUGGAGAUGAAGCUGAGACGAGUGGUUGUGAUGAAAGAAUUUAUGUUGAGAAUUCAAAGGUUGAGGAGAGCUUGUUAUUGAUGAAAUUCUACUCCUUAUCACCAGUUGUCGUCAGCCACUUGCUUUCUGAUCGUAACAGCAAUGAGUUGGAUCUUCCAUUUGAAGUAUCAGAUGAAGAACGUGAGAUAAUUCUCUUUUCUAAAAGUACAUUUGUAUUGGGCCGCUCUGGUACUGGAAAAACAACUGUUUUGACCAUGAAGUUAUUUCAAAAGGAGAACUUGCACCAUAUGGCUCUUGAAGCAACCUAUGGAAUUAAGAGUGGUGCAUUUCCUUGUUUGAAUCAUGAUAAAGAGCAUGAAGAAAUCUCUAAUGAGAAUGACAGGCCUGUCUUACGCCAAUUAUUUGUAACAGUGAGCCCUAAACUAUGUCAAGCGGUCAAACAUCAUGUUGUUAGAUUGAAAAGAUCCAUAUGUGGUAGCAAUAUCUCCACUAAAAGUAGUCCUAUUGAGGAAGAUGUUGUUGAUGUUGAUACAUCAAUUCAGUUUAAGAAUAUACCAGAUUCUUUUACUAAUCUUCCAGCCAACUCAUACCCACUUGUGAUAACAUUUCAGAAGUUUCUGAUGAUGCUUGAUGGGACUGUGGGGAAUUCAUAUUUUGAAAGAUUUAGUGACAUAUUUUCUUAUAGUCAAAACAUGGGUGUAAAAUCUGUUGCUUUAGAAACCUUUAUAAGGAAGAAGCAGGUGACUUAUGACAGGUUUGAUUCAUUAUAUUGGCCUCAUUUCAAUUGCCAAUAUACUAAGACUCUAGAUCCAUCUCGAGUCUUCACUGAAAUCAUAUCUCAUAUAAAAGGGGGUAUGCAAGCAAUGGAGCAUGGUGAGGGUAGGCUAAGUCGGGAGAAUUAUCUUUCCUUAUCUGAAAAUCGAGCAUCAAGUUUGAGCAAACAGAAAAGAGAGGUGAUAUAUGAUAUUUAUCAAAGUUAUGAAAAAAUGAAGAUGGACAGAGGGGAUUUUGAUUUGGCUGAUAUUGUAGCUGAUCUUCAUCUUAGACUUAGAAUUAAAGGAUAUGAUGGCGAUGAGAUGCACUUUGUGUAUAUUGAUGAGGUGCAAGACCUAACCAUGAGUCAAAUUGCUUUGUUUAAAUAUGUUUGCCCAAAUGUGGAAGAGGGUUUUGUUUUUUGUGGGGAUACAGCACAAACAAUAGCAAGGGGAAUUGAUUUUAGGUUCCAGGAUAUAAAAUCUCUCUUUUACAAGAAGUUUGUUAUGGAAUCCAAGAGAAGAUCAUAUUAUCAGGGAAAGGAUAAAGGGCUAAUUUCAGAUAUUUUUUUAUUGAAUCAAAACUUUCGGACUCAUGCUGGAGUUUUGAAAUUGUCCCAGAGCAUCAUUGAGCUUCUUUUUCGGUUUUUUCCUCAUUCUAUUGAUGCUCUGAAGCCUGAGACCAGCUUGAUUUAUGGGGAAGCUCCAGUUGUUCUUGAAUGUGGAAAUAGUAAAAAUGCAAUAGUAACUAUUUUUGGCAAUAGUGGGCAAGGUGGGAAAAUUGUUGGCUUUGGAGCAGAGCAAGUAAUUUUGGUACGAGAUGAUUCAGCUCGGAAGGAAAUUUUAGACUAUGUAGGGAAACAAGCUCUUGUUCUAACCAUCUUAGAGUGCAAAGGUCUUGAGUUUCAGGAUGUGUUGCUGUACAACUUUUUUGGCUCUUCUUCAUCUUUGAAAAUCCGGUGGAGGGUGAUUUAUGAGUAUAUGAAUGAACAAAAUAUGCUGGAACCUGCAGAAUCAAAGUCUUAUCCAAGUUUCAUUGAUUCCAAAGACAAUAUUUUGUGUUCUGAACUGAAGCAACUUUAUGUUUCUAUAACUCGUACAAGACAAAGAUUGUGGAUAUGUGAGAAGACAGAGGAGUUCUCUAUUCCUAUGUUUCACUAUUGGAAAAAGAAGGGUCUUGUACAAUUCAAAGAACUGGAUGAUUCUCUUGCUCAGGCAAUGAAAGUUGCAAGCAGUCCAGAAGAAUGGAAGUCACGUGGCAAAAAGCUAUAUUAUCAAAAUAACUUUGAGAUGGCAACAAUGUGUUUUGAAAGAGCCGGAGACCCUUAUUGGGAGAAAAAAUCUAAAGCUGCUGGUCUUAGGGCAACUGCAAACCGUUUGCAUGAUAUUAAUCCUGAGGAUGCAAAUGCAAUCCUUAGAGAAGCUGCUGAAAUUUUUGAAGCCAUUGGAAUGACGGAUUCUGCUGCCCAGUGUUUUUCUGAUUUAGGAAACUAUGAAAGAGCUGGGAAACUUUAUUUGCAAAAAUGUGAAGACCCUGAUUUGAAAAGAGCAGGGGAUUGCUUCUGUUUAGCUGGAUGUUAUGAAAUCGCAGCUGAAGUGUAUGCUAGAGGCAGUUUCUUCUCAGAUUGUUUGACUGUUUGUGCAAAAGGAAGAUUGUUUGACAUUGGCUUCUCUUACAUUCAACACUGGAAGCAAAAUGAAAAUGUUGACCAUAGUUUGGUUAAAACUCAUGAUCUGUACAUAAUAGAACAAAAUUUCCUGGAAAGUUGUGCUCGUAAUUAUUUUGGUCAUAAUGAUGUCAGAUCCAUGAUGAAAUUUGUUAGAGCUUUUCAUUCAAUGGAUUUGAAGCGUGACUUCUUACAAUCAUUGGAUUUACUGGAUCAGCUUCUUGUGGUAGAAGAGGAGUCAGGAAACUUUUCGGAGGCAGUUAACAUUGCUAUGAUGAUGGGUGAGGUUCUACGUGAGGCUGAUCUUCUUGGAAAAGCUGGUAGAUUCAAGGAAGCUUUUGAUCUUUUGCUUUACUAUGUACUUGCGAAUUCUCUUUGGUCUUCAGGAAGCCAAGGGUGGCCCUUAAAGCAAUUUGCACAGAAGGUUGAGCUUUUGGAAAGAGCAUUGUCAUUUGCAAAGGAAGAGUCAGGCAGCUUUUACGAGCUUGCAUCUACGGAAGUUGAAAUAUUAUCAAAUGAUCAUAGUCAGAUUUCUGGAAUAAUGAUUCAUUUGCAAUCUUCCCGCAUACAUGAGAGUAUCAGAGGUGAAAUAUUAUGUUUGUGGCAACUUUUGAAUUCUCAUUUUCAUCUGAACUCCUCUAAAUUUGUUUGGCGGGACUAUGUGAUUAAUGAUGCUGUUGAAGAAAUGAUUUUGGAGAAUCAACUUUCUGUGGAGACAUUGUUUUAUUGUUGGACAUGUUGGAAGGAUAACAUUGUUCAUAUAUUGGAAUGUCUUCCUAGUUUCAAAUCGCAGGACAUUGACCAGCAUAGCAGUUAUGGAAAAUUUGCAUUGAAUUAUAUGGGUGUUCGGAAGCUAACAUGUAAUCUAAAUGAGAUUUACUCUUUGCUUGUUCCUGAUGCUAAUUGGGUGAUAAAAUUGGGCGAUAGGUUUCUGAAGAAGAAUGGAAGGCUGGUUUCUGUUGAUAUUCAUUCUUUAGUUUCUUCUCUUCAGAGCUAUUGGAGUUCAGAACUGCUUUCUGUUGGCAUCACAGUUUUGCGCAACCUUGAGGCACUAUACAAGUUUUCAGUUAGUAAAGAUCUUUCUGAUUUUUGUCAGUUCCAGUCUUUAUUGCACAUCUAUGAAGUCUCGAAGUUUCUUCUUGGAUCCAAAUGUUUUAGCCACACCCAUGGUAACUUGAAGACAUUGGAGAAAUUUCGCAGACUCCCAAUUGACUGUUUACUUCGCUUCAUUGUUCCCCUAGACUGGAAGAAAUCACUGACAAGAGACUUUGUCUUUCUAAGGACAACUGAGGCUUGUAAGAAUUUGGUGAAAGAGGCCAUCUAUGAGAACAUUAGGCUGAAAGAUAGGCUAACGUAUGGUCAAAUUGGAAAGAUGGCUGUUAUGAUUCUUGGUACAGCUAAUCUGAUUAAUGAACUGUAUGUGGAAAUUAUGACCAUAUUUGAACAUAACUUACCCUGGAAAGAAUUCUUUCAGUGUUUGCAGUUGAGUUCAGCUCAAGAUAUUUCAAAAAGAAAUUAUUCAUUUGCAGAGCGGAAUUGUGCGAUUAGUCUUUAUGAAGCUUUGGAGUAUACUUACCAUCUGAAUUGGAUAAAGGAAAUUGAUUAUAUAUCUCCUAGUUGUUUUAUGUAUUUGGUUGAACGGCUUCUGCUCUUGGCAUCAUGCAGGAAGGGGUUAAACAUGUUUGCUACUAAGUCAUCUUUCAUUGAAUGGCUUAAUUACCAAGAUGAAAAUUCUCUUGCAAAUUUGAGUUUAACUCCGGGUAUGAUAUAUGUGCAUGAUUUUAUUGCGCAUGUCGUCCUUGAGUUAAUUUGUAAUAAUCAAAAUGGUACCGUAAAUUGGAUCAGGAAGUCGAACUUAGAUGUGAAGAGUUACUUACCAUUGUUUUUCCUGAGAUUGGUUGUAUUAAUGUGUUUGCUUCACCUCAACUUUGGGAGUUAUAUAGAACCACUUCGCAAUUUGUUGGGAAAAAGUCAUGUAACCUCUAAACUGCCGUUGGAAUUUUGUGAUGUUCUUAAGAAAGGAAGGAAUCACCUGGGUUUGAAAGUCUUUGCUGAGGCAUUUAAAGUGAUAGACAAUCCCUUGGUUAUUGUCAAGUUAGGGAAUAAUUCUUCUGAAAUUGUGUGUCCAGAUGCUGUGUUUGUAGAUUUAAUGGUAUGCCCGCAAAGAGAGCUUAUAUUGCAGAUGUUGUUUCCAAAUAGAGUCGACAGCACGGGUGGGGAAAAUGCAGCAGUUAUUGUUGAAUCUUCUGACUCACUGUCUAAGGAGUUUCCUUCAACAAACUGUUCCGGUCUUCCAAAUAAAGGUUGUGCUUCUGUUUCUAAUCAGAUAACGGACGGUGGGAUUAAAGAUGAAAUUAACAUAUCUAAGAAAGUUGUCGACUGCUUCUGGGGUCGUCUGGAAAACCUACUGGAUGCAAUUGAUAUGUUACGUGUUGAUGGGGUUAAAAUGGAAAAGGCUCUUAUUCGUCCAUUAUAUCUUAAGGAAUUGGUGGAUCAUUUCAUUAAAAUUUUGACUUCAAUGUGUGGAAGCUUGCCAGAAAUCCCUGUUUACCUUGAAAACAAAAAUGAAAUGGGGGAGGUAGUGAGCUUGCUUGAUGUAACUAAGCAACUUUGUUCAGCAUUAAAUGUAAGUGAUUCAAUGUUUGAGAUAGACAUUGUACUUGAACUCUCGAUGAAAAUCCUCGCAAGACGACAAAGAGUUGAGCCCAUUUUGAAUGAGCUGUUGUUGCGGAAGAAUGCGAAUGUUGAGGAUGAGCCUUCUCAAGCCAGCACUGCAGCAGGGAAUGAUGAGCUAUUGCAAAAUGUCUUGGAGGGAUCAAAAGAUAGCAUGUCCAAGAAUUCCCAAGGUGCUAGCAGCUCAGGACAUGGAAACAACAUGGAAAACAACAAAGGGAGGAAAAACAAAUCCAAGAAAAACAAGGGAAGGAAAAAGGGUAAGAAGUGAAUGUCUACGUAGUGCUUCUUAAAAACCUGUCAUGUUUUUUGUAUGUGCAGGUGUUGUUGUAACUUUGGGUUUAAAUUUCAUAAUGUCUGGUUUGGUCUGUUUUGCCUGGUUGUGAGCUCUAUUCUCUCCGGUAAAUGUACACUUUAAGGAUUUAUUAGUUUGAAAAUGAUGAUUCCUUUUUGCAAAA
Molecule: messenger RNA, 8803 nt
Organism: Lotus japonicus
Lineage: Eukaryota; Viridiplantae; Streptophyta; Magnoliopsida; Fabales; Fabaceae
Exons: 14
Coding region: 172-8616 (2814 amino acids)
Molecular function (GO): helicase activity; ATP binding
Source: RefSeq, a predicted model, not a curated record